Molecule: messenger RNA, 3184 nt
Organism: Erigeron canadensis
Lineage: Eukaryota; Viridiplantae; Streptophyta; Magnoliopsida; Asterales; Asteraceae
Product: leucine-rich repeat receptor-like serine/threonine-protein kinase BAM3
Exons: 2
Coding region: 26-3028 (1000 amino acids)
Biological process (GO): protein phosphorylation
Molecular function (GO): protein binding; protein kinase activity; ATP binding
Source: RefSeq, a predicted model, not a curated record
AUAGUUCUUGUAAGACUUCAUCACUAUGCUUAUUGCUUCCAAAAUGAAGCUACCAUUCUCACAUUUUGUCUUCUUUCUCUUGUUCAUUUGUAGUUGUCACUCCAUUUCACAUUACUCACUCAAGAAACAAGCCUCAAUUCUUGUUUCUUUGAAACAAUCUUUUGCAGUCACUAAUCACCCUUCUUUGGUCACUUGGAACCUCUUGCAUUAUUCCUCACUUUGCUCAAAUUGGACCGGAAUCGUCUGUAACAACACAACAUUCUCCAUAGUCUCUCUCGACAUAUCAAAUUUAAACCUCUCUGGCAUUCUUUCACCUGUUAUCAAUCAACUACAUUCACUAGAAAAUGUCACAGUCCCUGGAAAUGGUUUCUCGGGUCCAUUUCCUAUCAAGAUUCAUGAACUAAGACGACUUCAUUUUCUCAACGUAUCAAGUAACAUGUUCAAUGGAGGUCUAGAGUUUGAUUUCACAACAUUAAAGAAUAUUCAAGUUUUUGAUGCUUAUAACAAUAACUUUUCGGGUUCACUUCCUUUAAGUAUCACCAAGUUAACAAGCUUAACUCACUUAAACCUUGGUGGGAAUUACUUUUCGGGAGAAAUUCCUGCAUCUUAUGGAGAUAUGAAACUGCUCACAUUUCUCCAUUUGGGCGGUAACGACUUAAAGGGUUCGUUACCAAGGCAGCUUGGAAAUCUGACCAGUUUAGAACAGCUUCUUUUGGGUUAUUACAACCAGUUUGAUGGUGGGAUUCCUGUUGAGUUUGGAAAGCUAGUGAAUUUGAUUCAUCUUGAUCUAUCAAACUGUGGACUAGACGGCGAAAUCCCAAAAGAAGUAGGGAAUAUAACAAAGUUGGAUACUUUAUUCUUGCAGACUAAUCGGUUAAUGGGCUCAAUUCCUUCUGAACUCUGCAAUUUGGUUAGCUUAAAGAUUCUUGAUCUUUCAAAUAAUCAGCUCACUGGUGAGGUUCCUCCAGAAUUAUCUGCUCUAAAAGAACUUAAAACCUUGAAUCUUUUUAUGAAUAGAUUACAUGGAGAUGUCUCCAUUUUUGUUGGAGAGUUACCAAAUUUGGAGGUACUUAAUCUUUGGGAUAAUAACUUUACAGGUAGAAUUCCUCCAAUGUUAGGAUAUAAUGGUAAACUUGUACGUCUUGAUCUUUCGACUAACAAGCUUACAGGAAGCAUUCCAAAGCUUUUGUGCUUAGGAAGAAAGUUGGAAACUUUGAUUCUAUUCAAUAACUUUCUUUUCGGGCCUUUACCAGAUGAUCUUGGUAAGUGUAAGUCACUUAGCAGAGUUCGAAUGGGUCAAAACUAUCUAAGCGGGUCGUUACCAAAUGGGUUCUUGUACUUGCCAUUGUUGUCUCUAGUUGAGUUACAAAACAACUAUUUGGCAGGAAAGUUACAAGCAUCAAACACAAAUCCAUCGAAGUUGUUAGCCCAAUUGAAUCUUUCAAACAACCGUUUUUCGGGUACUCUUCCAUCUUCUUUUGGGAACUUCUCGGGACUCAAGAUUCUUCUCUUGAAUGGUAACAAGCUCUCGGGUGAGGUUCCAUUAGAGAUAGGUUGGUUAAAGAGUGUACUAAAGUUGGAUUUGAGUAAAAACAAUUUUUUUGGUCCAAUCCCACUAGAAAUCUCUCAUUGUACUUCUUUAACUUACUUGGAUCUUAGUCAAAAUGAACUCACAGAUUCAAUCCCUUCUCAAAUGUCACAACUUCACAUACUAAAUUACCUCAAUGUCUCAUGGAACCACUUGAACCAAACUCUGCCUAUCGAAUUUGGCUCCAUGAAAAGCCUCACAUCGGCAGACUUCUCUUAUAACAACUUGUCUGGUUCAAUACCUGAAACUGGUCAAUAUUCUCUUUUCAAGUCCACAUCUUUUGAGGGAAACCCAAAUCUAUGCGGGUCGUUUUUAAAACGCCCAUGUAAUGACUCGUCGUCUACAUCACCUUUACUAACCAACCAUCAAGCUGAUUACAAAACCACAAAGGUUCCUGCAAGAUAUAAGCUUCUUUUUGCUUUAGGACUUUUAGUAUGUUCACUUGCAUUUGUUAUAUUAGCAGUUAUCAAAACACGAAAGAUAAGAUCAACAUCACAUUCUAAGUCAAAAUGGAAGCUCACCGCGUUCCAAAAGCUGGAAUUUGGUAGUGAAGAUAUCUUGGAAUGCUUGAAAGAUAAUAACAUUAUCGGGCAAGGUGGUGCAGGUGUUGUUUACGGUGGAACAAUGCCAAAUGGCGAACAAGUAGCAAUUAAGAAAUUGGGAACAAGUAAAGGCAACAAUAACGCCGGUGCACAUGACAGUGGAUUGUCUGCAGAAAUACAAACAUUGGGAAGUAUUAGGCAUCGGUAUAUAGUGAGGUUAAUGGCACUUUGUUCGAAUAAGGAAACAAAUUUACUUGUGUAUGAGUACAUGCCUAACGGUAGUUUAGGUGAAGUCCUUCAUGGAAAGAAAGGCGGGUGUGUUCUUAAAUGGGAUACAAGGCUUAAAAUAGCUAUCGAAGCUGCAAAGGGUCUUUGUUACUUGCACCAUGAUUGUUCACCUCUUAUUAUUCAUCGUGACGUUAAGUCCAACAACAUCUUACUUAGUUCAGAUUUUGAAGCACAUGUAGCGGAUUUUGGACUAGCAAAGUUCUUGCAAGCAGAUGGUGGUGCAUCAGAGUGUAUGUCUGCUAUUGCUGGUUCAUAUGGCUAUAUUGCUCCAGAAUAUGCAUACACAUUAAAGAUUGAUGAGAAGAGCGAUGUUUAUAGUUAUGGAGUGGUACUACUGGAGCUAAUCACAGGGCGAAAGCCGGUAGGGGACUUUGGUGAAGACGGAUUGGACAUUGUUCGUUGGUCGAGAAUGCAAACAAAUGGGAAGAAGGAAGAAGUAGGGAAGAUCUUGGAUGAGCGGCUUAAGAAGGCUCCUAUCGACGAAGCAAAACAAGUGUUCUUCGUGGCAAUGUUAUGCAUACAAGAACACAACGUCGAGAGACCAACCAUGAGAGAGGUGGUUCAAAUGCUUGCACAAGCUAAGAAACCCAACACAUUCCAAAUGCAUUAGUUUUGUAUCCAUUUUGAAAGAUUUGGAAUUGAGUAUAAUGUAAGUGUUGAUUAGAGGUUAUGAAAUGAAGGGGUGUUAAUGCAUAUAGACCAUCAAAAACGAAUUCAUUGAUACGUUGAUUUAAGAUAUCGUAUUGAAACUAAUGUUAUAAAACCA